GUUAGAUACGUAUUUCUUUUGUUUAAUUCCCCUGCUCUCUUCCAUGAUUAUGCUGCAGACCGGCUCGGCCAUUUCCUGACCCCAGAAUUCCCGUGGUGGGGCCGUUCCAGUGCCUGAAGGAGGCCGCGCUGCGCUACACCUCCAGUGCCCGCCCGCAUUGGUGCAGUGAUCCACGCCUGGCGGGCGGGUGUGAUGCCGAAAGUGAAUCGGCGCACGGGCCACCGUCGGCCGUGUACCGUCCAGAAAAGUUGAGCGGCCGAUUUACAACGUCUUCCCGACGACGAUGUGUCCGACCCCAGCAUUUCCACCAUGAUUGUUCGGAAUAUCGGCGCGCGGCUAGGCCGACGGGCCCUGGCCACUCCUCUUUCGCGGGCCUCUUUCCCGGCCCAGUCGCGAUUCCUCUCCCAGGACAACUUCACUGCGCCGCCGCCGCCGCCGACGAACUCCAAGAAGCAGGCUGCCAAAACAGCCUUUGCUGAGCCCACUCUCGAGGAGCAGGCCGAGUUUUACGCCGAGAGCAUCGAGAAGCACACUCCCGAGUUCGCCGCUUCCCCGGCCGCCGAGGCCUGGUCCGCACCCUCCGCUACUGCUACCGAGACCGUCACGACAUGGGACCCAAGCCUCGUCGACGAGGAGGCGCUUAAGCUCAAGCAGCAGAUCGAGGCUAUUCCCGGAAACUUCAAGCUCUUCAAGCAGACCAAGGCGCAAACCCAGAAGCUCGGCGCGGGCGUCGAGGUCCGCUACAUCCCCGAGCAGUACCUUCGCAACCCCCCCUCGGACGCAUCGCUCGAGGACCUCAUGGCCGCCCAGGCUCACAUGGGUCACAACACUUCCCUUUGGAACCCUGCCAACGCGCGCUACAUCUAUGGUGUGCGCCAGGGUAUCCACAUCAUCAGCCUCGAGACGACGGCUACGCACCUGCGCCGCGCCGCCCGCGUUGUCGAGGAGGUUGCUUACCGCGGCGGCCUGAUUCUGUUUGUCGGCACUCGCCCGGGUCAGCGGCCCAUUGUUGUGCGCGCCGCCGAGCUGGCCAAGGCCUGCCACCUCUUCACCAAGUGGAGGCCCGGAACGAUCACCAACCGCGAGCAGCUGCUGGGAGGCGUCCCGCUGACCGUGGUAGACGAGCUUGAUCGCCCGCUCUCUGGGUUCGAGGACCAUCUGCAUGACCGCAGACCCCUGGCGCCCGAUCUGGUCGUGUGCUUGAACCCCAAGGAGAACAUGACGCUGUUGUACGAGUGCAGUUUGGCCAAGAUCCCGACCAUUGGUAUUAUUGAUACCAACACGAACCCGUCGUGGGUUACGUACCAGAUCCCGGCCAACGACGACAGUUUGCGAGCAACCGCCCUCAUCAGCGGUGUCCUCGGUCGUGCCGGUGAGCGUGGCCAGAAGCGCAGACUCGAAGCGGCGCAGCGCGGUGUGGUCACAUGGAAGACGCCUGCCGAUGUGCAAGGGUACUUUGAGCUGGCUUCGGCGCGAGCGGCCGACGCUCGGAGAAGACAGGCACAGGACAACAGUGUGGAGGAGCAGAAGGAGAAGGACACGUUCCUGAGCGAGGAUGCGCUCAAGGCGAUGUUCGGGGGUGAUGCUCGUAUAUAAGAAAGAGCGGAUGUGGAAAAAGAGAGAUGAAGUUGUAUUAUCAUGGUAGAGAGAAACCAGACCUGGGCCCCUUCGAACUGCUUUUUUUGGAGGGCGUGGAACAAGCAUACGAGCGGGUUGUAGAAUAGCCUUUAUUGUACUAUAUACCGAUACCUACUGCAGUGCCUACCUACCUUGGUCUUUGCAACGAUGCGGAUGGGUUGGGGAGGUGCGUUUCGGUAUCUUGCCGACCAGUCGUACAUACCAUGUAUGCAGUAGUAACUGAGCAAAUUGAGUGCCUUCUCCCA
Messenger RNA from Neurospora crassa OR74A, 1883 nucleotides. RefSeq names its product mito ribosomal protein S2. Lineage: Eukaryota; Fungi; Ascomycota; Sordariomycetes; Sordariales; Sordariaceae. Bases 310 to 1596 code for a protein of 428 amino acids. Gene Ontology annotation, molecular function: structural constituent of ribosome. Gene Ontology annotation, cellular component: ribosome; mitochondrial small ribosomal subunit. The transcript is spliced from 3 exons. Gene Ontology annotation, biological process: translation. The record is from RefSeq and is a predicted model, not a curated record.